AUGUCGUUGUGUGGAACCCGUCAACCGGUGUUCGAAGACGGGUUCCGGAAUGGUGUAGUUACUUGGCGUCUCAGUGUGAGUUUCUGUAUGGUAUUGGAAUCUAAUGAGCGUGUUGUGGCUAAUUGCAAGCCUAAAAUCAAGGGUUUUUCUUUGAAAAACAAUUUAGCCUUGUUGCUGAGUAGGAAUGUUGAGUAUGUGGAUUUAGGGUUUGAGUUUAGACCUGGGUUGUUCUUGAAUGAGGCUCUUCAUUGGUUGGUUAAGUCUCGCGUUAAGGAGGUUCUUGUAGUUCUUGCUUUUGAUUUGGUAGAGAGGGGUUUACUUGAGAUUCCUCUGUCACAGGAUUUAGCUAUGGAAUUGACUUAUGAUAAGAAAAUAUAUUAUUUGCGGGUGCUGAAAGGAUGUCUCGGUCUGUGUUGCUCAAGUUUUGGCGGCAUGGCCGAAAUGUGGAUAAUGAAAGAGUAUAAAGUGCAGUCGUCGUGGACUAGGAUUGUUUUGUCGGCUUGUGACAUUUCUCGGAACUCCUUUUUUCCUAUAUGUUUCACUAAAUGCGGCGAUGUUUUCGGAUCGAACGAGUUUGGAAGGUUGUUGAGGCUUAAUGAUGAAGGAAAGCUGCUUGAGCAUCGCGCACUGUGGCGGGGAAAGAGUAGAUAUCGUGUAUUACAUAGUCGUGUGUAUACAGAGAGUUUACUACCAUUCCCUGAUCAAGAAAAUGAAGAUUACCCACCCUUCUAG
Messenger RNA from Lotus japonicus, 732 nucleotides. RefSeq lists its product as uncharacterized. The record is from RefSeq and is a predicted model, not a curated record. The transcript is spliced from 2 exons. NCBI's taxonomy places the organism in Eukaryota, Viridiplantae, Streptophyta, Magnoliopsida, Fabales, Fabaceae. Bases 1 to 732 code for a protein of 243 amino acids.